UUUGCAUCGCAUGAGUGAUGCUUCAUUUUCCAAAGUGAUGUCACGUUUUCUUAUCGCGGAACAUCUCAGUUUGUAAUAUUCAUGUAAUAUUACUCGCAUUACUUACACAACUUUACUUUCAAAGUAAAGUUAUUCCCUGAAACGUUUGCUCUGCGCAAGUUUUUCCCCGCUAUAUCCAUGUCUGUUUAUAUAUUGUGUCACUGUCGUCUCAUUAACAGUACUCAUUCUGCAAGUGACAAGUAAGCCGGUCGCUUGCCUAAUGUAAAAUUAAUUUCAGUAACAUCGUCUAACCUCGAAACAGUAUUAAUUCAAGUAGGUACAUCGCAUGUUUCAGCUACUAAAUAUUUUUUAUUUGUGUUCAAGGAUUGGAUUUGUGCCGCACAAAUGAAAUCACACAUUAGUCAACGGAAGAAAAAAACGCUGGAAGAUGUUUAUCAAGAAAUCAAUAGAGAUAACAUACGCCUCGAUAAAGAGGCUACAAAAAAGAACAAUGCGAUAUUAUACUCAGUGCUUCAAAAAAUUCUCACACUAAUUCGAAAAAAAUGUGUAGAUUUUGACAGAAUGAAACCAAAACUCGAGUACUUGGGAAGUUAUUAUGAUGGUUUGCGGGUUGGUGAGCCCACAGAAUAUGACAUAAAUGUGGUAUUGAAAUUGCCCGUUCAAUACAAGAAUAUCUAUCUUGACGCCACACAUGUAACGAGCUAUGAUCAAACGAUUAUAUUCAUACCAGCGGAAUAUACUUUGAUAAAGUCUGUACCAGUUUCUUAUACUAAGUCGAAAUGGUGUGAUAAUAAAUGUCGUAUUUCAGCCACAAUAUUCCGCUCCUGGAUACAAGGUUUGGUUGACAUUGUAUUGUCAAGCCUUCCAUCCAAGAACGGCAGAAGAAUUCUUAGUGUCGAUAACAAAACAUACCUAAUCUAUACAAAAAUGUCUGGGCCUGCUCAAACUAUAAAAAUACAAACAGGUGAUGACGAAAGCAACGUUAUCGAUGUAGACUUGGUACCGACAUUCUCAUUCAUGCUGCCAACGAAACCUAUUGGUUCCAAGAUUAAAUUUGGACAUGUAGAGGAUACAAAUCUAAUGCAAUACUUUGUUGUUCCGAAACCAUCUGAUAACGACUUUUGUUGGAGACUGGCCUUCCCCUUUCAGGAGAGAUAUUAUAUUAAGAACAAAAAUAAUCUAAAAUCGGCUGCAAAACUUUUGAAACUAUUGCGAGACGUGCAAGACUUUAAACUGCUAGCGAGUUAUUACAUCAAGACGCUAUUUCUGUGGGAAGUUAAACAGCAACCAGAAGAUUUUUGGAAGGAAAAUUCACUAUCAUACAUUGUACUCCACAUGUUAAAGAGACUUCGAGACUGCCUUUCAAAAGCCGAAAUUCCAAACUUUUGGUGCCCCGAAUUUAAUCUUCUAAAAGAUAAAAUCAAAACGUGUACAUGCCAAAAUUGGAGCAAUCGAUUAUCUGCUAUAAUCAAGGAUAUCGAAGAAAAAGGUGAACAUGAUCCUAAUGUAAUUUUAAGGUAUUUUAAGUAUCCUACAGAGCAACAAUCACAUUAA
Hyposmocoma kahamanoa is the source of this 1554-nucleotide messenger RNA. RefSeq names its product cyclic GMP-AMP synthase-like. Bases 385 to 1554 code for a protein of 389 amino acids. The record is from RefSeq and is a predicted model, not a curated record. NCBI's taxonomy places the organism in Eukaryota, Metazoa, Arthropoda, Insecta, Lepidoptera, Cosmopterigidae. The transcript is spliced from 2 exons.